AUGGUUGAAGCUUACGUUGCGAUUCGCGAUGAUUCUGGCAUCCGUUCCUUGUCUGUGAAUGAACGAGACUUUCUCCGAACAUGUGUCCACGGAAACACUACGUUGCGGAUCGAUGGCCGUACGGGACAAGAACUUCGACGAGUGCGUUUGCAACUGGGUCGAUGGGACAAUGGUGCCGAAUGCACAGUCCAAUGGGGAAACACGCGGGUUUCUUCAUUAUGCUCUGCACAAUUAGUCCCUCCUUCUCCUGAUAGACCAAACGAAGGAAUGGUGAACUUCACAGUUGAACUUUCUCCCAUGGCAGGCAGCUCGUUUCGUCAGGCGCCCGUCGUUAGUACCGGUCCGUUGCCAAUGGGAGCAAGAGGACCAAACUACUCCGAUCGCAACCAAAGGCUUCUUGCUAAUAGAAUUCUUAGAAGUGUUGAACGGGUGAUUAUUCUUGGGGGGGCCUUAGAUACCGAGGCACUGGUGUUGGCACCUGGAAAAUGGGUUUGGCGCUUUACAAUUGCCCUAACAAUACUGGAUGACGGUGGGAACAUACUAGACGCUAGCAUUUUGGCUGCCAUGGCGGCCCUGAGACACUAUCGAAAGCCACAGGUGCAGUUUUCAGGGGACGAUGAGAAGGAGUCCGGUGCAAUGUCACUUCCAACAAUGAUUCCAUCCAUUGUGAAAGAGGCAACUCCUCUCCCCCUGCACCACACGCCACUCUCUGUUUCCUUUGCAUUGGUUCCUGCCGACAAUUCGUCAAACGCUGGGUCGACAUCGACUGUUGCAGCAAUAGCUGAUCCAACAGAUCGCGAGGAGCUCGUGCAACAUGGAACUGUGACAAUUGCAAUGAACACCCACUCAGAAGUCUGUCUCCUUGAUUUCGGUGGUGGAUGCGAAAUACCCCCGUCAAAGCUAAAAGAAUGCUGGAAGAUUGCUCAAACAACAACUAAACAACUCUGUCAGUUUUUGGAGCAGACUUUACAGGAUGCUAACGGAAAGGCUCAACAAGAGCGUCUGGAAAAGUUGAAACAGCAGCAGGAUGGAAAGUUUGCAACUUCAGCCGCUUCCCUUCCACCAAACGCACCGUACUUUGAGCAAUCGAAAAUUGGUGACGAAAUGAAUGUUGAAGUAGAGGUUGACGUCGAUCACAUUGCUGAAGUAGAGAAGAAAGCUGAAGAAGCCUACCGUCAACAAGCUUUGGAUUAUUCCCGGGGCCAUGUAGCGAGCAAAGUUCGUGAGGACAGCACGAAAGAGAAGUCUUCUCAACAAAAAGGAAAGUCAUUGAUUGCAGCCAUGCUCAGGUCAGUAAAUCAAGGUGACAAAGGGGAAAGUACUCGCAGAAGCGAGGAAUACGCAUCUGAUGUUGCACAUUCUGUAGUGACGGGUGGUAAACAACGGCAGGUUACGAAUCGGGAAGACUCUUGCAAAGUAGUCGACAAGACGAAGAAUCGAGUUGCCAUGGAUUUGAACGAUGACGAGGAUGAAGAAGCGCCCACCAUUCUGCAAAGUGAAUUUCAUUCGUCAUCAAGGGAAGAGAAAGCGCCGACGGAAUAUGCCCUCACACCGCCACCCAAUACCAAUGAUGAAGCAAAUGAUUUGUCAAUGGCCAUAAAGAAGAAGAAGAAGAAGGCGAAGAAGAAAAAGCCGACAUAA
Cylindrotheca closterium is the source of this 1641-nucleotide messenger RNA. The record is from the annotation of a GenBank genome assembly. Lineage: Eukaryota; Bacillariophyta; Bacillariophyceae; Bacillariales; Bacillariaceae.